AUGCCACUCAAUAGUAUGCGAACUAGGAAGCCAACAAAGAAGGAUGGGAGGAAGAGAACAUCAUCGACGGUUUCAACUGCAACAACAACAUCAACACAGGCUGGCUCCGUGGAGAGCGUUAAAACCCCAGAGAAAGUUCAGACUUCUGGCCGGACCAUUGGCUCUAAAAAUGUCGUGAAGCCGCAGGCGGCCUCCGAGUCAUCACCACAAUCCGCAGAACCAACAAAGAAAGUCCCCAACGUAUUCGAAUUUCUCGAGGAUAGCGACGUCUCGCCAUCCUCAUCGUCGGAAUCCGAGUCUGAAUCCGAGGACGAGGCUCCUGUUCCCGCCACUCGGACUGCUGUCACUAAGAUCCAGUCACCUAAACCCCGUGCUAGCCCUGUACCGCAUGCACUAUUGGUAUCGAAGGCUGGCACUUCUCCCAAACUAUCGGGGUCAUCUACUGGCGGAACGUCAAGAAUCGCAAGUGACUCUCGGCCGCCACAGGCACCAUCACCUCCAUCCGUCCCUUCUGAAACCCAGUUAGUAUCGCGCAAGCCAUUGUCACCGCCAGCGCGAAAAUCAUCUGCUCCGAAGGACUAUCCUAGCUCCACAGCAGGGUCUCCACCGCCGCCAGGCAAGCGUCAAUUGCAAAUUUCUCGACCGGAGAACUAUUAUAGAGAUGCUGCCUCUAUCCACCGGUCCCCACUGCCACCAUCCCCUCCUAGUAGCCCGGAAGAUAGUAUCCACCGUGCAUUGCAACGAAGAGAUUCAACUGCUUCCCAAGCGACAUCGGGAUAUGGUCUCGUGGCAUCACAUUUGACUCGUUCGCGUGGGGAAGACAAGGGAGCAUUCCCUCCAAUGUACAGACGCUUCGAGAGCUUAAACCAUCGUGUUCUACUCCAUCUCCAAGAUGAGAUUGCACAGAUGGAAGAAGACCUCAAUAUCUUGGAUGAAUACGAAGAAAUGCACCGUGCCGCCGCCGCCGAAAAAGACGGCAAUAAGCCCGUACCUGCAUCUCGCCGAGUAGAUGCCCAGUCUCAAUCUUUCUCAUCGCUGCAUUAUCGGCGUAUGGAUCUGAUGUCGGCUCUGAUUCAAAAGACCGAACAAUACAACAAUGCACUCAGUGCAUACAGUAAAGUCAUUCAGACCCUACCCCGCGCCACAGAAGAUGACAUUCAGAAUUACCGCUCUUGGAUGAAAGAACACAAUCCCAUAGCUGCGGCUGAAACCCGCUUCCUGGACGACGGUGUCGACCUUGUAUCUCUUACACCCCGCCUGGCAGCAUCCGCCGCCGCCGCACCAGUAUACAUGGCUAUAAUCAUAGCCUCUGCUGCUCUUUUACUACCGCUCCUUGCAUUCAGCAUGAUUGCAGAAUUCUCCGGCCGAUUGGUCGUAGUAACAGUCGUUGCCGGUGCCACAGCCGCAAUCGCAGCGAACUAUUCCGCCGGCAUUGAUGCUCUUGUUGACUCAAGAGAUGGCUGGAGAUGUGCUACACUAUAUUUCGGUUUCAUGACCUUCGCCGCAAUGUUCAUUCCAUAG
Molecule: messenger RNA, 1521 nt
Organism: Penicillium angulare
Lineage: Eukaryota; Fungi; Ascomycota; Eurotiomycetes; Eurotiales; Aspergillaceae
Exons: 3
Coding region: 1-1521 (506 amino acids)
Source: RefSeq, a predicted model, not a curated record